Caenorhabditis auriculariae is the source of this 2662-nucleotide messenger RNA. The record is from the annotation of a GenBank genome assembly. Lineage: Eukaryota; Metazoa; Nematoda; Chromadorea; Rhabditida; Rhabditidae.
AUGGCGUCGUCGCGUGGCCGGGAACGGAUGCGUCAGAAGCCGCAGCGGCAGUUCGCCUUCGGGUCCAGCACUCCUCGCGACCUCUCCCAUCUUUCCACCGUUCGUUUUACAGUUCUUUCCUCAAAAAACACGCAUUUCUUUUACUGUUAGCUGGUCACAAUUGAUACUUUCCGUGUCUUCAUGUGUUGCCAGUAAAAAGAAUGCCAGUUUUUUCUCUUUUCUCUAUUCUCCCUUCUCGGAAUUUAAUAUAUUACAUCUCAUUCGCGGGACGUGAAAAACUCUAAUCUACCUGUUCUCUCCAUCAUCUCAGCGGCGAGUUCAUUGAAACGGGAAAGUAUUGGAAAACGUGCACAGGUUAAUAAAUAGAAUAAUUCAUAACUGGAUUAAAAAAACAAUUUUUCUAAAAAAACAAUUAAAAAAACAAUUUUUUUCCUUUUUAGAACCUGAAUUUUACCCUUGCGCUGGGAAUUUUAUAAAUCGCUGUGGAAACGAGAAGAAAACUCGCAUUUUAAGCCGUCUCGCAAAAAUAUGAACUAGCUUUCUGAAAAAACAACGUGCCUCUUGUCAAAAUAACCAGCCCUCUUCCGGUUUAGUGAGUAAGAGCAAAACCAUGGAAAGUUUGAAAAAAAAAACCGGAUUUCAGCUCACCUGCAAGAGCAAAAACUCUCUUCACUACUCUAAACCUCAACGUUGUGAAUGAAAAAUGAGUAGUAAAAUGUGCGCAGUCUAAUGGGGGAGUUGAAACGAGUCCCAGAGGACGUCUUCGAGCUUCAACUCUCCAACUGGCGCAAUUCGCUGAGCAACUGCGCAAAAGCCGAGAAUCCGAUGAACGUGGAGAACAAUUUCCAUUUAUACUUUGAAAAAACAUCCAAAAGAUAACAAAUAAAGAUGACUCGAACAGUUUCUUGAACGUUGCAGGUGCCGCCAGAGUAUCGGAGUUACGACGCCAGAAUCGAAGUGGUCCGAGAAGGUCCUGAGCUCAAAGAAUACAUCCUCAAGGCGCGAUCUGUUUCCAGAGACGGUACCGAUUCCUACCCAACUCAUUUAAUGCAGCAUUCCCUGCAGAUUAAAUUUUUUCUUUCAGUCAAAACCAAAAAAGACAUUGUUAUUGAAAGUUUGAUGAAACUUCAUUGAACCUUUUUUGAACCAAAUAUUGUCGCUUCGCAAUAGUUUCCAAAAUUUCACUUUUGCACUGGUUUCAACGCCACUUUCCUGAAUCCGCGCAGAAAGCAAAGUGUUUCGAAAAAAAAAGCGUCACGCUUUCCCCGAUAAAGUUAUAUUUACUGUGGAUAGACGCAUUUCUCACACAUUUCUGCUUGUGAGGAUUUUUCACAGCCAAGAGGGAGGCUUUUUUCUUGAAAUUAGUCUAUAGUCUGUUCAGAUUUCAAUGCCAAGUCUUUGCUGAAGCUCCGCCCCCUAAUGGCGCGAUAAACCGAUCAGAGAGCGAGCCAUCCACAGAGCGUUUCCGAACGACGUCAUUCUACUUGACAUUCAGAAUCUGAACAGACUAUAUCGAUGACUAAAAAUUAUCGGCAAUGAUUAUGCGAGAAGAAUUUUAUUGCGGUUGAAUGUAACUGCUUACAGAAUAAAAUGUGACAGAUUUUCACUAACAACUCAAAAUUUUAUUUUCGAUUUGAAUGACCAGACUUCUCAGUACAAAGCCUCGAGUUUUAGUAACAAACGGACGGAAUUGGGCGUUUGGGUCUUCGACACCACGAGAUUUGGCUCAUUUGGUGAUGAUCCCGCCACACCAACGCAUCUAUAACGCGAAAAUUCCGAAGAAAAGUCCAACCGCUCCGGAAUUCAAAGCUUCCACGAAAAGAAGUACAACAGGUGCGUUUCUUUUAGGUCAAAGGUUUACUGAAAGCACAGCACCGCCGGUUGGUCGGCAGCCGUCCAUAGCACGUCCUGCAGGUUCUCGAUUCAGUGAAAAGGACGAGGAAGUUAGUUCGGAGCCCGACUUCAUCCAGGUGCUGAGAAAUCAAGCUCUAUCCAGCCUUCUAAUGUUGCAGGACCGAGAAGAGUUCGUGAAAGCGAUGAAAGAGGAGUUCAGGAAACGGAUAAAGAACAUUAAAAACGAUGAUGGUGCAGAGCCAAGAAAUUCUUUAAACCAGUUUAUUUUUUGCAGAACAGAAGCCAGAAGAGCCAAUAAGUGAAACUUCUCUUGCAGAGCCCAAAGUCGUUGACAAUGUUAAUUUCACGAGAGCUGCAGGUUUGUAAUUCUAAAAAUAUGAUAAAAAUCGAGAUGAACAGAAAUAGCACCGGAUCCGAGAAAGUCGAUGCGUAUUCGUGCAGACACUCACGACGAAGACGGUCAGGAUGCCCUACAGAGCCGCGCACCGGUGCAAAAGAUGGACGAUCAGGUGAACUAGACUGUAUUCUACAAGUAGUGGAAAGCCCUCAGAUCACUGUUUCGGAGCUGAACGAGUCGACGCCUGCGACGGAGAUCGUGGUGAACGAGGCCGGCGAGACGACGGACCUCUCCAACCAAACGACCGUCUCUAACACUACGGCCAUCGUCGAUGACUUACUCAAACGCGUAGAAAACGUCGCUGUUGAUGAUCAAGAAACUGUACGCCUAAGCUUGCUGUGAAAAUCGAAACUUUAUUUUUAGGAUGAGAACCGGAUAAAGUUAUCCACGUCGGAAAAACACGCACACUAA